AUGGCUCGAUACGAGGAAUACGAGGCUGAAUACGACCGACGCAGCGGCAAGCUCCGCACGCUGAUCGACAAGGUCAGCAAAACGCUCAGACCACCGCGAAAGACGACCAAGGGGACGAAGCGAGCGGGCGACCGCCUCGAACACGAUGUGUCCAAGAGACACAGAACGAGCGAGGCCGCGCAGUCCACAGAGGUGCGGCGACCUCACCACAACGCGAGCCGCUCGUCAUACCAAGACACGCAGUUCUCACCAAUUUCGACCGGCUCGUUCGACUUUCCCGGAUUCGAAUCCCAACCCUCGUUGAAAUCCACCGGCUCAUCUAACCCUUCCAACCGUGAUCAGAGAGCCUCGUCUUCCCAGCAGCUAUCACCCUACAGCGAGUCCACGCAGCCUUCUUCACCUCAGCGCUUGAGAUCCCAUCAGGGCCCAAUUUCCCGGGCUGCACCUCCCACUCAACAGCCGUCCCGUCAGGGUGCAUCUGCCCGAGCUGCACCACCCACCCAACAGCCGUGCCGUCAGGACGCAUCUGCCCGAGUCUUGCCCUCACCGCCUUCGGACCUCUCGCACACUCAGGUUGCACCGCUCGACAAUCAGCCAUCAGGCUUUACCGCACCCAUCGUCGGACGCUACUACAACAAAGACGGCGUCCAAGUGGAAGUGUCGUCGGCAAAUUUGCCGCGCAGCGUACUAGCAAGCGUCUACAGACUGAUCAGGGCGCUCGAUGUUGCAAACCCCGACUGGAAAGCCAUGUCGUUUACCGAUCGCUGUGUCGUCAAACGAAUCAUCACCAAGCAGACCAACUUUAAGUGGUCGAAAGAUGAUGAGCAUGGUCAUCAUCAUGAAGCGUGCCAGACAUGCACGAACUCUUGCUC
Zymoseptoria tritici IPO323 is the source of this 872-nucleotide messenger RNA. RefSeq lists its product as uncharacterized. The annotation marks the transcript as partial. NCBI's taxonomy places the organism in Eukaryota, Fungi, Ascomycota, Dothideomycetes, Mycosphaerellales, Mycosphaerellaceae. The transcript has 9 exons. The record is from RefSeq and is a predicted model, not a curated record.